Molecule: messenger RNA, 336 nt
Organism: Porites lobata
Lineage: Eukaryota; Metazoa; Cnidaria; Anthozoa; Scleractinia; Poritidae
Source: the annotation of a GenBank genome assembly
AAUAGAAAUCUUGGAAUCAAGUUUAAAUCUUAUAUUGAUCAAAAAUUAAGGGUAUGGUUUAAAGCUAAAGAAGUAGCAACUAUUUUGGGCUACAAAAAUACAGAAAAAGCUAUAAAGAGUCAUGUAAGUGAAAAUCAUAAAAGAAAAAUUCUUUUGAACCAACCGUGUGAUUCGCACGGUUGCUCUAUGACUUAUUUUAUCGAUGAACCAGGUUUCUACGAAUUAGUUUUUAGAUCAAGAUUACCCACUGCAAAAUUUUUUAGAGAAUGGGCUUUUUCCAAAGUUCUUCCAUCAAUCAGAAAAUAUGGUUAUUAUAAAUUUAGAGUUACAAAAUUA